Molecule: messenger RNA, 1963 nt
Organism: Lingula anatina
Lineage: Eukaryota; Metazoa; Brachiopoda; Lingulata; Lingulida; Lingulidae
Product: ras-related protein Rab-1C
Molecular function (GO): GTP binding; GTPase activity
Source: RefSeq, a predicted model, not a curated record
UCCACAUAGAAGUAUGAGUACCCCACCACAGCAUGAAGUAACGCAAACCCUGGGUCAUAAACACACCUUUAUACAUCUACAUCGCUGUUGACUUAACUGCGCACUUUUUAUAUGCGGCGAAGAAAAAACGUUCAUGUUUUGCUUUCUUUUUUUGUGGCCCGUAUCAUUUCCACUUUAAGAAGUGUCCCGUGCUCUACCAGUCCAUGCUGUCCUUAGAACAUGACUCAGUGGCAGAUAAGAUGUGGGACGAGAAGAGCGUUACAUCAAGACGGUUAUAUAGUGACAAAGACUAUACAGGGAGGGCAUCCGUUAAUUAAAGUUAGACUAUUUCUGUGUGUGAAACUCUAGUUUUACAUGGAUUGUCUUUCACACGGUCUAGUGGGAGAAACUUGCGGUCGUUCGUGAGAGGACAGAUUACUAGAAACAGUAGCAAAUAACACGGAUAUCAGCGUUUGACUCUUGAGUUACCUGUUAAUGUGGUGAUCUGGUUGAACAGCGCUGUUACUGCCGUGCUCUUGUAACAUAGCAGUUAUAACAAGUACGACUUGUUUUCUUAAAUCUAUAUCAUAACCACAUGACCUGCCCUGAAUGCGGAAGACGGAAUAUUAAAAAAAUCAGCGCGAUAAGUUGAUAAGUGAGAAAUAAUAAUUAACAACGGCACCUAAGUACUUGUAGACUGAGGACACCAGUGGUUGGCUAACACACCGGACUUUAACACCAACAAUGGCGUCAGCAGCAAACCAGCGAGGUCCUAUGUUUAAAGUGGUCCUUCUAGGCGAAGUGAACGUGGGGAAAACUACUUUCUUUUUACGUAUGAAGAAUGACAGGUUUAUCAAUGUCACAGAGGGUACACACACCAUCGACAGCUGUUCCAGGGUGUUCAACAUCAAAGGCGACCGGGUCACGUUGGCGGUGUGGGACACAGCCGGAGUAGAACGGUUCCGUACCUUAACUCAGAACUACUACCGCAAUACACACGCUGUGAUCUUGAUGUUCAGUCUGGACAACCCGUCUUCUCUCCACUAUCUGCCGAAAUGGGUAGACGACGCAGGCAGUUUCUCACCCGCUGCCCUGAAGAUCCUCAUAGGCAACAAGUCGGAUCUAUAUAGUAGUGUGGCGUCAGAUACAAUCAAAGAUUUCGCGGCGGUCUAUGACUGUGAUCUAGUAUUGCGACUGUCCUCAAAAACAGGUGAGGGUUUUAAAGAGGCUGCCGAGAAGAUAGCCGCCAAACUUUUAGCAGAGUUCAAAAGUAAACAGACUAUUCCAAGAGCUUUAUUUGGCAAAGGGACCAUAGUCGAUUUAACAGAUCAACCAGGCGCAGGACCCCAAAGCCAGUGCUACUGUUAAACCUCACACAGCAUAGACGCAUUAAAUGCGGAGAACAAAAUCAAAUCAAAUUUGUGCCAUACAAAUCAUAUUCAAUUAUGACAAAAUUUCUUACAGAAUGGUUACCUGUAGUAACUAUUUAGAUGAUUCUAUUUAAGUAAAAACCAAAUGGUUUGUAUUCAAUUGUUGCCAUGCUGAAUUCCAAGAAAUGACUGGACAUCCAUAAUAACAAAUAUAUCUAUCCAUCUCCAGUUAUCAAUAUAAACAUUGACAUGCACUUGAGCUGCCUUGGCUCAAUCUUUAUUUCCUCAAAGAUGACAUUAUAGAUAACAGAACUGAACAGUAAGCUUCAAUCCUCUUUUUUUUCUUUCCACAGUGUCUCCAAGAACAAAAAAAAGAACAUUCACAUUUCAAAGUUUUUAUUUUAGUCACGGAAUUCGUUUCUGCACUGUCAUAAGAUCAAAAGAAAUUUGCGUUGUUAUUUUCACAAACAUCUGCAAUGAUCCAGUUAAUAAAAUAAAAUAAUAGACCAUUCUCUUAUUACAAUUACUUCACUGUGUUACAUCACACUACUGACAUCAUAUUUCUUGUGAUACUCCAAACCAUGCAGAACAGUAGUUAUAUACAUAUGUACAGC